Molecule: messenger RNA, 6326 nt
Organism: Oxyura jamaicensis (ruddy duck)
Lineage: Eukaryota; Metazoa; Chordata; Aves; Anseriformes; Anatidae
Gene: RPAP1
Product: RNA polymerase II associated protein 1
Exons: 25
Coding region: 371-4684 (1437 amino acids)
Biological process (GO): transcription by RNA polymerase II
Cellular component (GO): nucleus
Source: RefSeq, a predicted model, not a curated record
ACCGGCCUCCCCGGGAGCCGCUGCCUGCGGCCGCUGGGCCCAGUUUAACUCUUUAUUUCAAAUCCUGCAGCUUUAAUAAACGAAUAUAACGCUGUAGACUUGAGGACGGGGGUGAAAUGAUGGCAACUUGCAGAAUCUGUUAGGAGUCGGAGGUGGUUUCUUGUUUGUAUGCGGCCCUGCGGCCUUUAGAGUCAUAAAAUCCUAGAACCACGGAAUUAAUAAGGUUGGAAAGGACCUUCAAAAUCAUCGGGUACAACCCAUUCCCAACUCGAGGCUGUUGUGCUGCUUUGUGGCUCUGCGGGCCUCUGCUGCUGCAGGAGAAAUAACGCCAAGUAAAUGCAGGGCUGGCCGGCAGGAGCAAGAAGGCAGGAUGUUGUCAAGACCAAAGCCUGGGGAGUCUGAGGCAGACCUGAUACACUUUCAGAACCAGUUCCUGGCAGCCAGAGCUUCACCUGCAGUGAAGAUUGUGAAGAAAGCAGACAAGAGAAAGGGGGAGGAAGGGAGCACAGAUGCGGAGAGACCCCCGCUGCAGGACAGCAAGGAUGUGGUGAUGCUGGAUGAUUUUCCUGAUAUCCCCCCAGCUCUAACUCCGGGUCCUCCAAAAAAGUCCAAGGUCAAAAGUGCCUCUGUCCACUUUGAGGAUGAAGAUCCAGAGGAAAGACUCGAGAGUCAUGAUCGACACAUCACAGCAGUCUUCAGCAAAAUCAUUGAGCGAGACACGAGUGCAGUAGAAGUGACCAUGCCAGUGCCCACUGGAGAUCCAUUUCCCAGGACAUUUCAUCGUUCUGAGAUAAAAAGUGAGGUGAAGGUGGGAUCUGGAAGAAAAAGCAUCUUUGCACAAAAGAUGGCAGCAAGAAGGGCUGCUGAAAAGGAAGCAACAGCUCCCUCUGCUGCUGAGUGCGUGCAAAUAAGAUCAGCUCCUCGGGAUGCCCUGGGUCCUGAGGUAUCAGCAGAAGAGGCACCUCGCCCUGGCAACAGGGAUGAUAAAGCUGAUGACUUUUUCACCACUCAGCAGCCUUGUAUCAUAACGGGAGAGGGUCUUGGAAGCCAAAAGAGUGAGCAGGAAGCUCAGGCUAUUCACAAAGAGAACUUGGAGAAGCUGCAGUCCAUGUCCCAGGAAGAGAUCCUGCAGGAACAGGAAAAGCUUCUGGCUCAGCUGGAUCCCAGUUUAGUUGCUUUCUUAAAGUCACGAAGUGGUGUUAAUGUAGGCCAGAAAAACGAAUUAAAAAAGGAACAGAACAGACCGGAGGAGUUUGUGGAAUCUCUGACUGUGCCUCAGCAUGGUGUAGGAGCAUCUCUUUCCAUACAGGAGUCCGAUCUGGAAGAAUCUGUAAGGAAGGAAGAAAAUAUGAAAAUGGAAAUGACAGAUGAUGAUCUGCCUGUGAAGCCGAAGAAGGAAUGGAUUCACAUGGACAAUGUGGAGUUUGAGAAGCUGGAGUGGAUGAAAGAUUUGCCUUCACCCCGACAGAAGAAAACCAAAAAGGGAAUGCAAGCUCGAUUCAGCUUAAAGGGAGACUUGAUUCCUGCAGACGCUGAUUUGCCUACUCAUCUAGGCCUGCAUCACCAUGGAGAAGAAGCAGAGAGGGCUGGUUAUUCUCUCCAAGAGCUCUUUCAUUUAUCUCGCAGCCAAGUUAUUCAGCAGAGGACGCUGGCUCUACAGGUCUUGGGUCGUAUUGUUCAAAAGGCUAGGGCUGGGGAGUUUGCAUCAUCCUUGAAGGGCAGUAUUGUGCGUCUGCUGCUUGAUGCUGGAUUUCUCUUCUUGCUGCGCUUCUCCCUGGACGAUGCAGUGGAUAAUGUCAUGGCAGCAUCUGUUGGUGCUCUCCGGGCUCUACUGGUGUCACUCGAUGAUGAGAAAUAUCUCGAUUGGACUUUCUCAUGGUACCAAGGGAUGGCUGCAUUCCCCUUUGUCCCCAACAAUGAGGAGGAAGAAGAGGAAGAAGAGGAAGAAUUAACUGGAACAGAGAAGUCUCAGAAUAAAAAACUAAAGGAUGAAAACAAGCCAGAUCCAGAUGUGGCCCGAUAUGAUGUUGUAAAGGGACUUUUGAAGACACGGAUCCAGCACCGGCUGAGGUACGUUCUUGAGGUGGUACGACCUGUUCCAACAGUAGUCCUGGAUAUCCUGCACAUCCUUACCCACAUAGCGAGGCAUUCCUCUGAAGCAUGCAGCCAGCUGCUUGACUGUCCUCGGUUGAUUGACACCAUUGUCAGGGAAUUUAUCCCUACUCAGUGGGAUCCUCAUGUGGCUGAACCAGGGUGUCUUCUCACCAGUCUCCAUGGAGUUGCUUGCUCCACUGCUAUGAAGUUCAUCAGAGUAUUGGCAUCUGGAGGCAGAAAUGCAACAGCUAGGCUGCUUAAUAAGUUUGAAAUGAAGAGCCGAUUAAUUCGAUUUAUAGCUGAAGACCCACAGGAUCUGCUUCUGCCAAAGGAAGAAGCCAUCAAGCUAAGCACUGAAGCCUUCCGGCUGUGGGCUGUGGCUGCUGGCUACAGUCAGGCCUGUGAUCUCUACAGGGAUCUCUACCCUGUGCUGGUGAGGAUACUUCAGUCCCUGCCUGAGUUGCUCAGCUCUUGCCAUGAGAAGAACCCAAUGCGUGAGUUGUCUGUCCAGCGAGCUACAGCAGUGAUUACUCUGCUGAUGCAGGUGACACAAACAGCAGGCUGCACGGUGGAGCUGCAGGCCAAGCUGAGCAGCAAUAGCUCAGAAGCUAGUGAACAGAUUCCACCUCCUCCAGUAGCAUGGAAUCAAGUGUCGGGCUUACAGCCUUUCAUUGAGACUGGUCUGAAAAAAAUCCUACAGGAGAUAUCCCAGACAGAAACUUGGCAAACUCUCCAGCCUCUAACCACAACUUAUAUGAUCUACCUGGGAGUUUAUUACAGGGCUUGCAGCCAACAGCCAUCGGUCAAUCCAAUUGACUGCUUAGAGGAACUGGAACGUUUGACAUCUGAGGUGCUACAGCCCCUUCUCAGCCAGCCAGCCAUAUGCAGCAUGUGGGAUUUACUCAGGCCAUGUUCUGCAUUGUGCAAUCCUCUGUCCUGUUCCCCGGGACCUGAAUCUGUGUUGAGCAUCGUAUCUUUGAGCUGUACUGGAGGCAAACCUCCUUUCAACCUAGUUGGUUCCAAGUCCCCUUUCCCCUUCCUCACUGCCCUUCUGUUUCUCAUCAAUAGCAUCACUCAAGUUCACAAAGGGCUGAUCAGCAAGUACAGCUCUGUGCUGAGCUUUGGAGGCCUGAAGGAUUAUCUGCACCAAAGCUGGCAGACUGGACCUCCCUCUGUAACUCCCUCAUCUGCAUGGAUGCUGCGCCAUGAAUAUCAUCUGCAGUACUUCGUGUUAGCGUUGGCUAAGAGAAUGGUGGGCACUUGGCCAGAUUACAGGCAGCAUGCCUCACUCCAUCACUGUGUUGCCCUGGCAUUGCUAAGCCGUCUGUUACCAGGGAGCGAGCAUCUGGCUUAUGAGGUCCUGCUGGAUCUUGCCUUUAAUCCAGAGUUUCUUCCUGAAGGGAAAACUGGAGGGCCAGAAGCAGCUGACUUUUCUGAUAUCCUGCAUCUGGGUACCAGUGCCAAACUGUCACAGCCUGGCUCUGCAGCAGCAGCAUCUUCAAAGCCUACACGUGGUGCCCUGCUGAAAGAAUCAUACCAGAAUCUGCCUGUCAUCCGCUCCUGCUACCUCUCUCAUUUUGUUCAUUUGCAGCCUGCCCUUUUGCAAUCCCAAGCAUCCUACGAAGGACGGAAUUACCUCAUCCAGUCAAUGUUGCUUCCUGAGGUCAAAGGGCCCAUCCUGCCUUCAGACUGGCCUUUCUUUCCACUUAUCAGCCUCUAUAACAAAGUGACUAAUGCAGAGACGCAGGGGGCUGUGCUGAACUCUCUCCCACUUGAUCUAGUCAACACUGUGACCUGGAACCUUCAAUGGGUCUUGCUGCUGGAAACCUGGCGUGCUAAAACCCUUCAAAGCAUCCCUACUGCUGCCAAACUUGCACGACUUAUGUGUGUCUUCCUCACAGGUGGUGACCUCUUUCUAGAAGCACCGAUCCACUGCUACACAGCUGCCCUUCUCUCUAUCUACUGCCAGCCCAAGGCGCUAGACUCCCUAAACUUGGAUGCUCCGCUCCCUGGUUUGGCUUCCUUCCAUGAUCUCUAUAUAAGUUUGCUGGAACAGUUUGAAGGUGUCUCCUUUGGAGAUCCACUCUUUGGAGUCUUUGUUCUUCUACCUCUGCAGAAGCGUUUCAGUGUUCAUCUGCGUCUCUCUGUUUUUGGGGAGCACACAAGUAUCCUGCGGGCACUGGGAGUGCCGCUCCAGCAGUUUCCCGUGCCUCUUGAGCGAUACACUUCCCCUCCUGAGGACAACCUGAACCUCCUGCGUCUCUACUUCCGAACGCUGGUCACUGGCGCACUGCGCCACACCUGGUGCCCUGUCCUUUAUGUGAUGGCUGUGGCUCACGUGAACAGCUUUAUUUUCUCCCAAGACAGUACAACACAGGAGGCUGAUGCUGCUCGGAAAAGCAUGCUGAGAAAGACGUGGCUCUUGGUGGAUGAGAGCCUGAAAAAACACCUUCUCUACUACAGACUGCUGAAUGCAGAGAGCCCCGUGGGAUUUGACCUUUACGAGCAACUCCCUCCCAUGCGACUGAAGUACCUGCAGAUGGUGAUACAGAAAGAAAAUAAGGAGAAUGCACCAGUGCUAGUCUCAUAGCAAAACACUUGUGGAAGAGGAGGGCUAAGGAGAAGAAUAGAAGAGCUCAGUUUAUGCUUCACUGAUGAAACUAUGUACAUUUUAGACAGUUACAGUGUCUUGCUUGGACACUCUCAGCAUCUCUGCAAAGUGAAGCACCAGUAGAAUGCUCUCAGCCCUGCAGCACAAUACGAACCUCAAGAUAUGUCCAUGUGUGUGUGGCCUCUCCAUUAUGAAUGCUGGGGCAUUUUCCUGUAUUCUCUUUCAGGUUGUUCUUCCUGGAGGAGUUAAGAAUGCCUCUAAGAGGCACUGGACUGUUGAAUAAACUGAAAGAACUGAAAAAGCCAUUUUGUUCAUUCAGGCUGCAGACUGUGAAUUCUCAUGACGAUGUCUGUCUUCCCCAGAUCUUUCCCUUGUUUUUUUUAUCCUGAGUUUUGAACGGUCCCUUUCCCCUACUGCCCCUGCAAAUAAAAUGACAACGCAGCAGGGAAGAAGCUGAUCCUGUGAACUUUAUCUUUUCAUAUACAGUUUUUCCAUAUACAGGAUCAUAUUCUGUGCAAAUGACCUGUCACAGAUGUAUGGAGCUGGAUCUCUAAGAAACAACAGUUCCUAAUGCAGUCAACAUCUUACCUUGUCUGUCUUUUGGAUAGUAUCUAACCUGCUUUAUUUUCUCCCUUAUUUGCUUAUAUAUAUAACAAAAUAACAAGUAAUUUAUUUGCAGUGAGAAUGCUUGUCAGAAACCACUCCCCCUUAGAGAAUAAAAGUAUCUGCUUGUUUAACUAGAACAUGUGUUGAUUUGUCUUCUGAGAAGAAGAGAAUGUAGUUUAAAUUUUCAAGUGGUGUUCCAAAGUUUAGACCUCAUUUUAAAAAUCUUUUAUUUGAUUCCCACUUCUACAUCCAAGUUCUGUUUUGCAGCUGCCAACACGAGCUACAAAUGUAGUGUCCUAAAGUGUUCAUCACAAAUGCCAGGUCAAGCCCAGAAUUUACCCUAAGUGUAGUCUCACUGAAGUGGAUGUUUAAUUUGUAUCCAGUAGUUUUUGUAGAACCAUAGUCAGUCUGGCAGACUUUUGUUUCAUAAUUUUUAUGAAUAAAACUUGAUAAAGUUAUUUCUUCUGCUUUGUUCUUAUGAACAAAUACCUCUGGGAGGUGCAGGGUGAUGCCUAGCCUAGAGACAUAAGAUUCUACCUGUCAGAAAGUUUUCUAAGUCUACCAGCAUCCCCUAAGUUUCCAGAAGAUACUGUUUUACCUUUUUUGUCCUCUUAUUUCAGAUAGGACAUAGGUGGAACUGAUGUUUCAUUUUUGUCUUUCUUCUUUUUUUUUCCUAUUGCAGUUUUUGAUGUGCAGCUGGGGGAAACUACAAAAGCACAAAGUGGUUAACAGUCACUUCCCUUGUUGCUAAUUAUUUUAAAAGUACUUGAUGUAAGUAAAAGUUUAAUCAAAGGCAUUCAAGUUUCUAUUCUGCCUAGAUGGUGAGAGUCCCAGCAGUUGUCUUUCAAGAGCAAUGAAUACAUGGUAAAAGUUAAGAACUCCUAGCUGGCCAUUUAAGAACUGUCUUCAUCAAGGACUUUGUCUUUUGCUUUUCUGACCUACGAAAACCUCUUGUGUAAUACAAAGCUGAGUUUUAAAUGUAUACAGGGUGUAAAUAAACAUUUUGAUAACUCUA